This is a messenger RNA of Diversispora eburnea, 1119 nucleotides long. The record is from the annotation of a GenBank genome assembly. NCBI's taxonomy places the organism in Eukaryota, Fungi, Glomeromycota, Glomeromycetes, Diversisporales, Diversisporaceae.
AUGAGUGAAACCGAAAUGGCCAACCACGAUCCCGAAGAGAUAUACAACCUGCUCGAAAAGCUUGGAACUGGCUCUUUUGGAACUGUUUAUAAGGCCAUAAAUAAAACAACAAAUGAAGUUGUCGCUAUAAAACAAAUUGACUUGGAAGAAUCGGAUGAUGAUAUAAGUGAAAUACAGCAAGAAAUAGCAUUACUAUCAGCAUGUGACUCGCCAUUUAUCACUCGUUAUCAUGGCUCAUUUGUCAAAGGAUACAAAUUAUGGAUAGAACUUUUAUAUGGUUUAGAAUAUUUACACAUUGAGGGGAAAAUUCAUAGGGACAUUAAAGCCGCCAAUAUUUUACUUUCUGGAGAAGGAAAGGUGAAACUAGCCGAUUUCGGUGUUGCUGCUCAACUUUCAAAUAAUAAAAGUAGAAGAAAUACUUUCGUUGGAACACCUUUCUGGAUGGCACCAGAAGUUAUCCGACAGGCGGGUUAUGACCAUAAGGCGGAUAUUUGGUCACUUGGAAUUACGGCAAUUGAAAUGGCUAAGGGUGAACCACCUUUAUCAGAAUAUCAUCCAAUGCGUGUACUAUUUUUAAUUCCAAAGGCUAAACCACCAGUGUUGGAAGGAAAUUUUUCUAGUGCAUUCAAAGAUUUUGUAUCACAAUGUCUGAUAAAAAAUCCUCAUGAUCGGCCUAGUGCAAAAGAUUUGUUAAGACAUCGUUUCAUGAGGCACACACACACUACAGCGAAACUACAAGAAUUAGUUGAACGAUAUAAAGAGUGGAAAGCAAAGGGUCCACAAAGACCAGAAUCCAUGUUUAAUGAUAGACCGAAAUCGUCACGCAGAGUGUCUUUCGCAUCUUGGGACUUUGAAACAAUAAGACAAGCAAAUAUUGAUGGUUCACUUAAUUUGGAUUCGGCAACUUUAAGAGAUUUGAGAAGAUUAUCUUCGAGAAACUCUUUCAUCGAAAGUCCAACGAAUGAAAGACCUAUACAAGAGACGAUAAAUGAUGAUGCAAAUGAUGCAACUGAUACGACUGGUACAAUUAAUGGAAGAAAUAUGGAACAAGCCAAUCAAGUAAAUCAAACUGAAGAAGAAACAUCAUCUAACAUUAUAUUGGAGGAUAAUAAACCUUGA